AGCAUGGUCCUCCAUAUCAUCAACCACCUCCUGCUGGUUUCAAUCCUCAAGUAUUCAUGCCACCACCUCCGAUGCACCCCGGCUUUGAUGCCUACGUUGAGGGUGGAGGCGUUAAGUCUGAUUUUGGCUUUAAUUCGGCAUCUAUUCGAGCAGCUUUUGUCCGAAAAGUUUUCAUACUUGUUGGUAUUAUGUUAACAGUGGUAACACUGAUGACUGCCAUACCAUUCGUUCAUCAAGAAACAAUGACAUUUGUACGAAGUACUCCGUCAUUGUAUUUUGGGAGUUACGUCAUUUUUAUGGUGAUUUACUUCACAUUAAUGUGCUGUGAAGGUGUGCGAAGAUCAUUUCCGGGCAAUUUAAUUGCACUAAGUAUCUUAACAUUGGCGAUCGGUUACAUGACUAUGAUGUUUUGUUCUUAUCACAGAACUACAUCAGUAUUACUUUGCUUGACAAUAACGGUCGUUUGCUGCGCUGGGAUCAUCAUUUUUUCAUCGCAGACGAAAUACGAUCUUACAAGUAUGUAUGGCAUUCUGUUUAUCGUUUCAUUGGUCCUAUUGGUUUUUGGUUUCGUUGCAGUUAUUGCCGCCGUUGCAUUUCAUGUGAGAUGGCUGUACACUGUUUAUGCUGGACUCUCUGCACUGUUCUUUAUGGUUUAUUUGGCUGUUGACGUUCAGACAAUAAUGGGAGGACGAAAGCAUGAAAUUUCGCCUGAAGAUUACAUAUUCGCAGCAAUUCAAGUUUUCCUGGAUAUUGUUUACAUCUUUUGGAUGUUGCUUUCUCUGUUUGGUUCAGACAAGUAA
Acanthocheilonema viteae is the source of this 800-nucleotide messenger RNA. The record is from the annotation of a GenBank genome assembly. Lineage: Eukaryota; Metazoa; Nematoda; Chromadorea; Rhabditida; Onchocercidae.